Messenger RNA from Gigantopelta aegis, 1095 nucleotides. Its product is annotated as 28S ribosomal protein S12, mitochondrial-like. Bases 137 to 604 code for a protein of 155 amino acids. NCBI's taxonomy places the organism in Eukaryota, Metazoa, Mollusca, Gastropoda, Neomphalida, Peltospiridae. Gene Ontology annotation, molecular function: structural constituent of ribosome. Gene Ontology annotation, biological process: translation. The record is from RefSeq and is a predicted model, not a curated record. Gene Ontology annotation, cellular component: small ribosomal subunit; ribosome. The transcript has 3 exons.
AAGAAAGAGAAAGAAAUAUUUUGCUCUGGGAUGCUCCCCGGAAAACACCUUAAUCAGGAAAGAGAACUCUACAGAAAAAUGUAAACGUGUUUGCAGAAACUACAUCGGACAUUUAUAGGUUCCUCCACAACUAAAGAUGCUGCAUAUAACAGGAAUGUUCAGAUCUAUAUGCUGUUCGACGUACAGUCAAAUUACUAGAAACUUUCCAAUACGCUUGUCAGGACUAUGUAGCAACUUCUUUCCAACAAACAGCUGUUCUGUACAAGGUAUGGCCACACUGAAUCAGAUGCAUCGAGCAGGUCGGCCCAAAUAUCCACCAAAGAAGCCCGGUCCCCUGGAUGGGAGGCCGACCCUUCGAGGGGUCGUCCUAAAAACUCUUAUAAAGAAACCCAAGAAACCGAACUCGGCAAAUCGGAAGUGUGUGCGUGUACGACUGAGCACAGGCAAAGAAGUGACAGCCUAUAUUCCCGGCGAAGGUCAUAACCUUCAGGAACACAGCAUCGUGUUAGUACGAGGUGGCAAUGUAAAAGAUUUGCCAGGAGUCAAGUUGAAGUGUGUGCGUGGGAAGUAUGAUUUGGCUCAUGUGAAAAAGGAUAAAAAGUGAUUUAGAUACAUUUUCAUAGGAGCGUAGCCUUCAUAUAGUACUAAAUUGUUUGCGAGUGUUUUGACUCUCAUAUGUAUAUGUACGACAUGCAUGUAUGUAUGCAAUUUAACUGGUUUAUUAUAAACAAUACUGUAACAUUAAUACAUCUUGCAUUAAGGGGCGUUCUUAUUAUGCAGUUUGUUGCACCAACUUGUCACAUACAAUUGAAUCGUACUGUGAGAACACCGGAAUUGUUAUGAUAUUAAUCUUAAACGACAAGUUAUGUCGGAGUCGUAACAAUCAGAACAUGUCCCGUUUCAUGACAAAUUGCAUGCGACAAAUCACAUACUGAGAACGCCGCUUUGAUGUUUACAGAUUAUGUUAAUGCAGCAUCAAAUCACUGGAAAAAUGAGAACCAAGUGGAUUACAAAUUUACUUUGUAAAAAGUUCACACAAUAUUUUGAUGGUAUAUUAUAAAUUAACAUAAAAUUCAUUAAAAAAAAUUAUAUAUA